UUUUUUUUUCUAUUCAUUUUUUUCUUAGAUUCAAUUAACUAAAGUUCAUGUUGGACAUAAUGGUGAUCAACAACGUGUAUUUGUUGAACAAGAAUUUAGUGAUGAAUUUGAAUUAAAAAAAUUCGUUAAAAAUUUACGACAUAAUUUUGAAAAAACUUUUAAUAAUCGUGCUACUGGUGCAUCUAGUAGCAGUGAAAAUAUUGAUGCAAAUCAAAAUCCAAAUAAUAAAAAAUCUGGUGUUAUCGUUGUUGAAGAACCUGAUGAAGAACCAAAAAUCUAUGAACAACAAGCUUAUAAUGAAAAUAUUGAAUUAAAACAAUCAGCAAAUAAACAAUCACCCUUAUCUAAUUCUCCAAAAUUAGAUAGUUGUGAACAUUGUCGACGAUCACCCAUAGGUUCAUCAUGUUCAACAGUUCGAACACAUAGACGUCGAAAACAUAAAAUGAAACAUCAUCGUGAAAAAUAUGAUAAUGAAUUACAUAUAGAUGAAAAAGAUCAUCAAAGUGAAAAAGUACCAAGUUAUUCUCGACAUUAUGAUGCAACACCUCGAUUUCAUCUACAUCAACAACCACCACCACCACAACAACAACAACGAAUUUAUGGGAAAGAAAAAGAUUUUCGAAUGAGAAAUGAUCUUAGUGUACCACCUAAUUUUAAUUCUCAAUGGAGAGCUAAUGGAUAUACACAUUCAUUAAAUAGUCGAUCACGUUCAUAUAUUCCAGCAAUGAAUGAAAAUAAUUAUCCGCCAUCAACUCCAUCUCGUUUUCAAUAUACUAAAGAACCAUUCUUUCGUCCAAUACAUCCACCAACACCAUCUCGUUUUACUCAUUCAAAAAAUCAACAUAAAUCUCAACCAUCACCACGAUUUCAACAUACACCUCAACAUCGUCGAAAUCAACCAACAACAAUUGCUGAACAUUUUACAUUUAUGAAUAAUGAACAUCAACAAACACGUGUACAUCGUACACGAUCAGAUUGUCGACCACUUGCUCCAAUACGAAAUCGGAGUAAAACAUAUUUAUAUCUUGAAUAUGGAAAUAAUUUAAAUCAACGACAUUUUACUCCAUAUGCUCAACAAACAGCACCGAUGUUUUAUUCUCAAAGACGAUUUUUUCGAAAUCCACAAAAACAUUCAUGUUUAUUUAAUUCUUAUCGUCCGAAUUCGAAACGUUUUUAG
Molecule: messenger RNA, 1177 nt
Organism: Adineta steineri
Lineage: Eukaryota; Metazoa; Rotifera; Eurotatoria; Adinetida; Adinetidae
Source: the annotation of a GenBank genome assembly